Molecule: messenger RNA, 858 nt
Organism: Phragmites australis (common reed)
Lineage: Eukaryota; Viridiplantae; Streptophyta; Magnoliopsida; Poales; Poaceae
Exons: 1
Coding region: 1-858 (285 amino acids)
Source: RefSeq, a predicted model, not a curated record
AUGAGGGUGCAGUCUGACCCAUGGUUCUCCGAAUACCUCCUUAGGAUCGGCAACGGAACAGAAGAGACGAUUGGUGAUGAUUAUGUGCGUCUCCCAAAUGAUAUCGUGGUUGGUUACAGUACUGCUGAAGAAUCAAUUGACAAACUCAUUGAAUUUGUAUUCCCAGAUCUCCAGAACAAUUCUACGUCAGCGGCCUACAUGAGCGCACAUGCUAUCCUCUCAACUAAGAAUGAGCAUGUGGAUGAGCUGAAUGCAAUUAUGAUCGAUAGGUUUCCAGCCAAGGAGACGGUGUACUAUAGCUUUGAUUCCAUUGACGAUGACUCACGAAACAACUAUCCCAUUGACUUUCUGAACUCAAUCACACCAAAUGGAUUGCCGCCACAUUUGCUUAAACUCAAAAGCAACUGUCCAGUCAUCCUGCUUAGGAAUCUUGAUCCUCACGACGGUCUAUGCAACAGAACAAGGCUAAUGGUUAGAGCCUGCCAACGUAAUUCCAUUGAUGCAGAGAUUGUUGGCGGGCAACAUGUUGGAAAGAGGGUGUUCAUUCCUAGGAUCCCUUUGUCCCCCUCAGAUGACAUUUCACUUCCAUUCAGAUUCAAGAUGAAACAAUUUCCAAUCCGUCUUAGCUUUGCAAUGACUAUAAACAAAGCUCAAGGGCAAACCAUUCCUAAUGUUGGUAUUUAUCUACCCGAGCCUGUGUUUUCUCAUGGACAGCUGUAUGUUGCAUUAUCGAGGGGUGUAUCACGUCAGUCAACAUGGAUUCUAGCUAAGCCAAAUAAAGAUAUAGAUGCCACGGGGAGAAGCACCAAGAACAUUGUGUACAAAGAUGUAUUGGAAUGGUGUUGCUCGGUUUCAUGA